AGACCUCCAGCACUGGGAGGCUCCCAGUGGAUCAUCACUCACUCACAAGUCUCCAUGAGAUUUCCUCCAGGUGUCCACAAGACUGAAUUACAUGAACGUGAUGAUCAGGAGACAUCCGUCGGUGUGGUUUCGUUCUUCUGGACCAGGAGGUGACUUGAGUAUGUGAGUUAUGUGUCCAACAGUCACUUGUCCCUCUGUGGACAGCAGCGCCCCACGUGAGCCUGAUGGGGACAUGAUUUGUCUUAUUGUCCAAUGCUAUGCACCAACCACACCGUCACAUUCUUGAUGUGUCUGACACUUACUUUGUCAUUAAAUGUUCCUUAUUCCUCAUUCCUGACACACAGGUGUCCAUUGUUUGUAGGACAAAGACUUUAUGACUAACAGUCAUCUGCACUGUUUGCACUCGAGUCACACGGAAGUGUGAAGGUUCUUCUCAGUUCACCUGCGUCACACCAUUUUCAACCUGAUGGAAACGCUGAUGUAGAAGUACUAUUACUGUCAUUAUUCAUAUGAAUCAAUUUUCUAUUACUGUCAUUGUUAAUAGGAGGUUAGGGUAUAUGUAAUAUACCUGUUCUCCUGAUGAACCUGUCGUGGAUCGGUCUCUUGGCUCGUUGGUUCUUGCACAUCACCACCGGGCAGCUUUCUUUCCAACGUGUCACUGAGCAACAAACUGGACCAACUUCAGCUGGUGAGGACAGAGACUUUUCUACAUACUGUGCAUCACGGAGACGUGUCUCUGUGCUUCAUGGAGACGUGGCUCUGUGGAUCGAUACCAGACCGCGACACGGAGCUCUCCGGAGGCCCAGUGGACACUCGAUACGGACCAACCCUGACUCCUCGGUUAUUGUCCUCUGGGACUUUAACAAAGGGAACUUCCUAACUGUUUAUGAAAUGCCCAUCAGAGAGGAGAAACACCUGGAUCACUGUUACACCACACCUGCCCAAUAGCCGCUUUAAAAAGACCCCCCACCCCCAUGUCUAAACCAUGGUGACGCCCUUGCUUAGAGGUGUGCCGUCUCUCCCGGCCUGAGGGGGGGGGGGGGGUAUGGGGGGGACCUGAUGUCCGUCCCUCUGCUCGGGAGCAACGAAUCGCUUCUCGUCAGAAUCAGAGCUCUCAGAGAAGGGCAGCUGCUCCGCUUUGACUUCCUGCUUGUUAUCGGUCGAUUUCUGCUUCGGAUGCAGCUCAACACAACAGCUGUUAUCGAUUAGCCCAAAACGCGCCGGUCUCAUGGAGUGUCAGCACGCCGCCGUCGGCGCGCUGAGCUGGGCUCUGCUCCUCGGAGGAGCCGCGUACCUGCUGAAGCAGACCCGGAGCCCCGCGCGGUACGGCCGCUACCUGGCGGCGGGGGGCCGCACCUGUCCGGCCCGGCUGGCCUGGUUCCUGCAGGAGGUCCCGGCUCUUCUGGUGCCGCUGCUGAUGCUCACAGGAGACCGGACCGAGAGCACCGGGGACCGGACCGGGAUGACGCUGCUGCUCAGCACCUUCGUGCUGCAUUACUUCCACAGGAGUCUGAUCUACGCCGUCCUGACCAGAGGACGCCCCGUCCCGCUGCCCAUCGUCCUCUCCGCCGCCACCUUCUGCUCGCUCAACGGCUUCCUGCAGGCUCAUCACCUGCUGCACUGCGCCCGCUUCCAGCACACCUGGCUGAGGGACGCGCGCCUGGCUGCAGGUUUUCUUCUCUUCAUGGUCGGGAUGAUCGUCAACAUCCACAGCGAUCACAUCCUGCGAGGCCUGAGAAGACCCGGAGAGACCGUCUACAGGAUCCCCCACGGGGGAAUGUUCGAGUUUGUUUCUGGUGCAAACUUCUUGGGGGAGAUCCUGGAGUGGGGGGGUUAUGCUCUGGCCUCGUGGUCUCUACCGGCCACCGCCUUUGCCUUCUUCACCGUGUGCUCCAUCGGGCCGCGGGCCUACCAGCACCACCGGGACUACCAGCAGAGGUUUGAGGACUACCCUCGCAGCAGGAAGGCUCUGAUUCCAUUCGUCCUGUAGAGAAAGAGAGAGAACACGCCCCCCCACUGUGGAUGGUCCUUGGUGUUGUCUGAGCCUUCUGUAUGUAGGUGAGAGUCCGCCACACCUGGGGACGGGCUGGUAGAACCAGUCAGACCAGUUAGAUCCGGACUGGGGUCGCAGUAGGAAACGUGAGCUCGUGUUCACACCCCUUUACAUCUUUCACUCUUUGUUUCAUUGCAGCCGUUUGCUCAAAUCCAAAAAGUUCAUUUUAUUUCUCAUUAAUGUACACUCAGCACUCCAUCUUGAUAGAAAAAAACAGAAAUGUAGAAAUCAAAUUUAAUAAAAAAGAAAAACUGAACUUUCAGUCCUCGGACCCUUUGCUCAGAACCGAGUAGAAGCUCCUUUGAGCUCGUACAGCCUCGAGUUCUUGAAUGAUGCAACAGGUUUUUCACACCUGGAUUUGGGGAUCCUCUGACCUUCUUCCUUACAGAUCCUCUCCAGUUCCGUCAGGUUGGAUGGAGAACGUUGGUGGACAGCUAUUUUCGGGUCAAUUGGGUUUAGUUCAGGGCUCUGUCUGGGCCAGUCAGGAAUGGUCCUUGGUUCUGUUAGCUGGGUGCUGAGCCUUGGGCCCAGUCGGAGGUCCUGAGGACUCUGGAUGAGGUUUUCUCUGCACUGGGCAUCUUUCAACACUACAGGACUCCAAUGAAGGUGUAGAACCAUCUGAAGGAGACACCAUGUGAGUUAAAUAUGAGUCACAGCAACGGGUCUGAAUACUAAUGACAUGUGAUGUUGGUUUUCUU
This is a messenger RNA of Pungitius pungitius (ninespine stickleback), 2751 nucleotides long. It is a transcript of the gene srd5a2a, whose product is annotated as steroid-5-alpha-reductase, alpha polypeptide 2a. Gene Ontology annotation, molecular function: 3-oxo-5-alpha-steroid 4-dehydrogenase activity. The transcript has 6 exons. Gene Ontology annotation, cellular component: membrane. NCBI's taxonomy places the organism in Eukaryota, Metazoa, Chordata, Actinopteri, Perciformes, Gasterosteidae. The record is from RefSeq and is a predicted model, not a curated record. Gene Ontology annotation, biological process: steroid metabolic process. The coding region runs from base 1229 to 1990 and encodes 253 amino acids.